GCUAGUUGUAAUUUUGACGUUUUGAGGUUAAUUUUAUUUGAAAAACAUUUCGUAUGGAUUAACAUUACCAAUUUAGCAAUUAAAACAAAUAUUCACUCAGAAAUGGUGUUUUAUUUUAAAAGCGAGGUUGUUACACCUCCUGUUACUCUUUUUAUGGGAUUAGACAAGUACGAAAACGAAGAUCUGAUAAAAUGGGGUUGGCCCGAAGACGUAUGGUUUCACGUGGACAAACUAUCUUCAGCUCACGUUUAUUUAAGACUUAACACAGGCCAAACUAUUGAGGAUAUUCCAAGUUCCGUACUCGAAGAUGCCGCACAAUUGGUUAAAGCAAAUAGUAUUAUGGGUAAUAAAAUGAAUGAUAUUGAGGUAGUUUAUACAAUGUGGUCAAAUUUAAAGAAAACUCAAGGCAUGGAAGUUGGCCAGGUAGGAUUCCACCAAGAUAAAGAAGUUAAAAAGAUUAAAGUUGCGAAAAGAAUUAAUGAAAUAAUGAAUAGAUUGAAUAAAACGAAGAAAGAAGAACAUCCAGAUUUUAGAAGUGAAAGAGAAAAACGCGAUAGAUUAGAACGUGAGGAUAAAAAGAAACUUUUAAGGCAACAAAAAGAAAAGGAGAAGGAUGAAAUGAAACAAAAACAAGAAGAAGCGGAAUUAAGAAGUUACACUUCGCUGAUGAAACCUGAAAAUAUGGAUAAAUAUGACCAAAACAAUGAUUCUGAUGAAUUUAUGUGAUGUUUAAAUGAUAAGUUGAAGUUUAAAGCAGAUUAUAUUAAUGUUCAGGUCAUAAACAAUGCAUUUUGUGUGUAUCAAAAAUGUAAUAAAACAAUCAUUUAAAAAUAAAACGUUUUAAUUUA
Molecule: messenger RNA, 848 nt
Organism: Onthophagus taurus
Lineage: Eukaryota; Metazoa; Arthropoda; Insecta; Coleoptera; Scarabaeidae
Product: coiled-coil domain-containing protein 25
Source: RefSeq, a predicted model, not a curated record